Molecule: messenger RNA, 2076 nt
Organism: Paracoccidioides brasiliensis Pb18
Exons: 4
Coding region: 1-2076 (691 amino acids)
Source: RefSeq, a predicted model, not a curated record
AUGGGGACUGAGAGGUCUCUCGCUAUCCUUCUUCGCUCUCUUCGCACUGUUUCCGUUAACCAAGAAGACACCUUCAGCCUCCUGCCAUCCUCGACCGGACUCCUUUCGUUGCUCUCCAAUCCCCUGAAUGUAACGUUAUUGUCAUCACAACUGCUGCACUCCCCAGCCCUAUGGAGUGGUGACGUCAAUCUCGAAACCUGCCGGCGCAUUCUCAGCGUGUUCAAUACCGCAGCUAUUAGCGUCGUGCACAAUGAAUCGCAACAACAAGUGCCCCUAUCACUAAAUACGCGGAGGAGAGGACUUGAGCGGAAAGAGUGGGUGAAAGCGGUAGUCCAGGGCGCAGAUGACAAGUCCCCACGAUGGAGACAUACUAUUUUGCUUGGAGGGAUGUUGCUGGGCAUGGAGGGUCAGGGUCUACGCAGUUUGCCAUUACAUAUGCGAAGGAAACUGGAAUCGGGCUUGGUAACGGCAUUACAGCUUUCAUUGAGAGAACUUGAUUCGUUUCCUAGAGUUGCGCGAGACUGUAUCGCUAUGGUGAUGAAUUAUACGUUUGAACUGCUCUCGGAUGCGGAAAGGAGCAAAUUCGACUACAACAUUAUCCUUCCUCUUCUCGUGGACAGUGUGUUUUUCUCCCCGGAGGGUUUCAGCUCGGGGUACUUCCUUGGUGCUGUUGAUCGGGACAUUUGCGAGACUCCUGCGAAGAAGUUCGAAUGGUCCUCUCAAUCAGCAACUUACCUUCAUGUCCGUGCGAUAACGGCGAAGCCACUCAUCUCUUCCCUGGGACCUCUAUCACGACUAAUUGCACACGCUGUUGAGAACUGCCAACACCAGUGGUUGGUGAUGCAGGCUGUGGAUUCUCUUCUCGACUUCACGAGGACACUAAUGGUUCAGUGGCGGCAGAACAAAUUGUCAGAAGUCGAUAUAUCUGAAGAAGCGGAGUUUCUUGAUGAAACAUCCCGACAAACCACCAUACCGGCUCUCUGGAGAUUGUUGAAAACAUCCAUGUUUUCUGUCAUUAUCAUUCUAAGGGCAGUGCUGGGAAGGGCAAUUAAUGACUGCAUCCUUGCGGCUGAUGAUAGUGCCCCACUGCUUUCUAGCAAGACCCUGCAUAUCCUUAGAAACCUCAGUUUUGUUUCAGCACGAAUUGGCCAGAAUACAUUCUCCCAGUAUAUCUUCGUCAAUCUUACCGCAAUCGAUAUCCUGUCGCAGUACCCAGCUCACUCCCAAGAAUUCUUAGAGAGUAUCCGUCCUGCAACAGCUGGUCGUAUUCCAGAUUAUCCCAUUGAUAGAUGCCUAGAUCUUUUUUUCCUAAAUAUAGCGGAGCAUUUUACUCUAGUACUUUCCCCAACCGUUAACGAAGAACUAUUAAUCGCCGCUGCACUCCCAUAUCUCGCCGCUGGCGGCAACAAUAACCUCCUAGAAAUAUUCGAAGCAGCGCACAGCGUCGUACUAGCUGUCCUCGCUGCCCCCAAGAGUGCAGAUAUGGCCGUGAAGCAUCUCCCACUUUACGUCAACACACUUUUCGCAGUCUUCCCCCAAAACCUCUCCGCCCGCCAAUUCCGCCUUGCCUACAAAACAAUUCUCCAAAUCACCGCCCCCCCUUCCCCUUUAGCAAACAGCCAACCCCUCCUCCCCUCUAUCCUCCUCGAGCUCGUAUAUGAAAGAGCCUUACAAGCACCCACCAUCCCACUAGCACCACCCACCUCUGCUCCCACCCCUGCCGAUCAAAACCAUAUCACCAAUAAUAUGCCCCAAUUAUCCGAACAGGCCAUCCUCACCUUAACCCUGAUCGAAUGCCUAUGUUACCUCCGCCUCGAUACGCUGGAGGAAUGGCUUCCCGUCGUCGCGCAUCUCGUCAAUGUUAUACCGGAUAGGACGAUGAGGCAGCAAUGCCAGGAGAGGUUUUGGGAUGCGCUCAGUAGUGGAGAGAUGGAUGUUGAGCGGGCGAGUUUCUGUGUUACGUGGUGGAGUACUAGGGGUGGGAGGGAGAUGGUGUUGUUUGGGUCUGAGGAAGAUGUGAAGAUUCCGUAUAUGAGUGGGGGAAUUGGGAGCGUGGAGUCGCAGAGUAAGCUGUGA